This is a messenger RNA of Eurytemora carolleeae, 645 nucleotides long. RefSeq names its product phospholipid hydroperoxide glutathione peroxidase, mitochondrial-like (gene Gtpx). Gene Ontology annotation, biological process: response to oxidative stress. NCBI's taxonomy places the organism in Eukaryota, Metazoa, Arthropoda, Copepoda, Calanoida, Temoridae. The record is from RefSeq and is a predicted model, not a curated record. The transcript is spliced from 5 exons. Gene Ontology annotation, molecular function: glutathione peroxidase activity.
AUAAAAUGUCAAUUCAUCAAUUCUCUGCUGUUGACAUUGACGGAAAUGAGGUCUCCAUGGAGAAAUACAAGGGUCACGUCUGCAUAAUCGUCAAUGUCGCGACUAAGUGAGGAAAAACUGACGUAAACUACAGACAGUUGGUAGAGCUCUAUUCAAAGUACUCUGAAACUGAUGGUUUACGUAUUCUUGGAUUUCCUUGCAACCAAUUCGGGGGACAGGAACCAGGAACAGAACAGGAGAUCAAGGAGUUCGCAAGUGGAAAGUACAACGUAACUUUCGACAUGUUCUCAAAGAUCAACGUGAAUGGAAGCUCCGCCCACCCCAUGUGGGCGUUCCUCAAGGAGAAGCAGGGCGGAUUUCUUAUGAAUGCGAUCAAAUGGAACUUCACCAAGUUCGUUGUUGACAAGGAUGGGAUUCCUGUCGCCCGACUAGGACCUACUGAUGAUCCUAUUCCUAAUGUGGAGAAAGAAAUCAAGAAAUAUUUCUAAACAAAUGACGAACAACGAGCAUCACCAAUCACCAGCUUUCACUGUUCAUCCCAAAACAUAAAUUUCUUCCCUUACUUCAAGUAAUUGAGCCUUUGUCAGAAACUACGAUUUUCAAUUUUCCGAUAUCUUUGCAACGCAAUGUCAUAGACCUUAGAUA